Aspergillus homomorphus CBS 101889 is the source of this 630-nucleotide messenger RNA. RefSeq lists its product as uncharacterized. The coding region runs from base 1 to 630 and encodes 209 amino acids. The record is from RefSeq and is a predicted model, not a curated record. The transcript is spliced from 3 exons. Lineage: Eukaryota; Fungi; Ascomycota; Eurotiomycetes; Eurotiales; Aspergillaceae.
AUGGACAACUCAAUCGAUCCGGUGAUCCUCGCCGACGACAGACCCUGGAUGAUUAGAGAAUUGCAAUCAACGCUCCCGGACGACAGUUUCAGUAUUUCGGAGACAAGUUGUCCGUAUCCUGGAACCCCCGUUGUUCUGUGCGAGGUAUCUAUUCAUGAACCAGAUCUCGACGCACAGCCCAAAUGGCAAGAUAGCAGACCUCGAUCGCUUAGCCCCCACAGCCAGGGCCCUGCGCAAAAGUCUACCUUCUUUGACAACACUGAGGCCGACGUCCUUUUGUGUAUUAGCCGCCCGGAAGCUUUCACCUGUGUCCUAUGUCCGGUCCAAAGAAUAAAUACGUCGUUCCCAGCGCUUCGUACUCACUUUCUGUCCGUAUCAACCAAUGAACGUCUGGAGUUCCUCUCUUGGCUGUUUGAUGGUGCAUUACCACGCUGCCUUGUCGACUUGGACCCGAAAAUGUUGAAGGACCAAGAUCAGAUGCCAGCAUGUGAUAUGGAUCAUCUAUCCAAUUUCCAUAGGCACUGUGGGGCAUCCAGGAAAGGCAAGCCGUGGUCCUCCGAAGAGGAGAGCCUCCUGCUGAAGUUGAGAAGGUAUGAGAAGCGACCUUGGUCAGAAGUGGCAAGAUUAUAG